Molecule: messenger RNA, 2573 nt
Organism: Vitis riparia (riverbank grape)
Lineage: Eukaryota; Viridiplantae; Streptophyta; Magnoliopsida; Vitales; Vitaceae
Product: E3 ubiquitin-protein ligase RNF14
Exons: 7
Coding region: 64-2052 (662 amino acids)
Biological process (GO): positive regulation of proteasomal ubiquitin-dependent protein catabolic process; protein polyubiquitination; ubiquitin-dependent protein catabolic process
Cellular component (GO): cytoplasm; ubiquitin ligase complex
Molecular function (GO): ubiquitin conjugating enzyme binding; zinc ion binding; ubiquitin protein ligase activity
Source: RefSeq, a predicted model, not a curated record
UGAAUUUUGUGAAUUCGCCAGCGUCCGCGGCUCUGCCUUCGUGUCUGUGUCUGCAGAGCCAUCAUGAGAAGGGGCAGAAGAGGAAGAAAACAGGGCCGCCCUGUUCAAGCAGACGAUAAUUGGAGGCUCAAAUCCUCUCUUCACAAUCAGAGCCAACCCGACACCACUUCUCAUGAAAAUCUCCAAUCCCCUCAACCCACACACGAUUCCGAUUUUCAUCCCAAAUCUCAAAGUCGCCCAAACUCCAAAUGGGUAUCGCGGAAUCAGCGUGCCCAUGUCGCCAAAACCACGUUUGUUAAGAAAUCCGAAGUGGGUUCCGGCAGUGAGGUGAACGAACAAAAACAAGAAGAAGAUGAACAAAAACAAGGGGAAGAAGAAGAGGGAGAAGGUCCUAGAAACGAGCAGACUGAUUUGAAUGAAGAGGUGGUUGAGGCUUCUGACUUUACCCAUGAUGUUGAUGAUGUUGGAAGUAGAUUAGAGAAGUUAGUCGUGGGAGUGGAAGAGCCAGAAUUGUCGGAGGAUCGGCUAAGAAUCAAUGCCCAGUUGCAGGAGGACGAGUUACUUGCUAUGCAGUCCAUAUAUGGUGACAAUGUCUUUAUCCUUGAUAGACAGCAAGGACUGCAAUCUUUUCAGAUCCAUGUACAUAUUGAAGCCCUGGGUGAACUUACUGUAACUGCAAAGCUAAAUUCAUCAAGUGGCCGUACAACUGAAAGUGAUGGUUCAGAUGAUUUCUCUUACUCUUUCAAUGUUCAGUAUCUCCCACCAAUUGUGUUGACAUGUUUGCUACCCAAAGCAUACCCUAGUCAUCUCCCUCCUUAUUUUACCAUUUCUGUUCAGUGGUUGGAUUCCAUUAGUGUUUCCAAACUCUGCUCUAUGCUGGAUUCAUUGUGGAAGGAACAACCACGACAGGAAGUUUUAUACCAGUGGGUGGAAUGGCUACAUAGUUCGUGUCUUUCUUAUCUUGGAUUUGAUAAAGAAAUAGUUCUUGGUCCUUAUAACAUGGGAAAUUCUGAAGAUAGGCGUGCGAUUUCAGGAAGUGUUUCCCUAGAUGUUGAUAUUCCUUCAAUGAAGAGUUACAAUGAUGAGAAACGCCAUGAGAAUUUUUCCAAAAACUUUCAUGAAUGCUGCAUCUGUUUCACUGAAUAUGCAGGUACUGAAUUCGUCAAAUUGCCAUGCCAGCAUUUCUUCUGCUGGAAAUGCAUGAAAACUUAUUCUGAGAUGCAUGUAAAGGAAGGCACCGGAAGCCAGCUUCUUUGUCCAGAAACAAAAUGCAGGGCCAUGGUUCCACCUGUUUUGUUGAAACGAUUGCUUGGUGAUGAAGAAUUUGAACAUUGGGAGUCCUUAAUGCUGCAGAAAACACUUGAGUCAAUGUCUGAUAUGACCUAUUGCCCGAGAUGUGAAACAAUCUGCAUAGAGGAUGAAGACCAGCAUGCACAAUGCUCAAAGUGCUUCUUUAGCUUCUGUACACUUUGCCGGGACCGACGCCAUGUGGGAUUAGAAUGCAUGACUCCAGAAGUGAAGCUUCAUAUCUUGCAGGGGCGCCAGCAUUCAUCUCAGCUGAAGGAUGAACAAAGGAAAAAGGAGCGUGAAAUGAUCAAUGAGCUUCUUAGUGUUAAGGAAAUACUCCGUGAUGCUAAGCAAUGCCCAUCUUGUAAGAUGGCAAUUUCCCGAACUGAAGGUUGCAACAAGAUGGUCUGCAAUAACUGUGGCCAGUAUUUCUGCUAUCGCUGUAACCAGGCUAUUGAUGGAUAUGAACAUUUCAGGGAUAGUGCAUGUGAACUUUUCCCACAAGAAAUGAUUCAGAACUGGGAAUGGGACUGGGAAGCACGGCUUAAUCAACGCCAAGUUGUGGGUCAGAUUCAGGCUGAACUCUUUGCUGAUCGUGGUCACUCAUGCCCCAUAUGUCGUCAAAUCAAUGUAAAGGUCGGCAAUAACAACCACAUAUUUUGUUGGUCAUGCCAGAGCCACUAUUGUUACUUAUGCAAAGAGAUUGUGAGGCGCAGCUCUCAGCAUUUUGGGCCCAAGGGUUGCAAACAACAUACGGUGGGAUAGCUGCAUCGACAACUAGAGAAGCUAUUCAAAAGGGAAAACCAAUCCAGUUGAUGAUAACUACACCCUGGUAGCAGCUGACUGGAAAGAUGUGUUGGAGCCAUGGGGAUAUAGAUUAUGACUUGAAACUUACCAGAAGCAACAUCCUCACUUGGCUGGCCAUAUACGCUUUCUUGGAUUCCUCUUCUGGGUGAUGAUACAUCCUGUUGCAAGUGUACUCUGCUCCAUAUUUUUAUCUUUGCUUUGCUUUCUUUCUUUCUGCUUAAUUCUUCUUCAGUAGUGGAGUGCACAUUUCUCUUUACUUGGUUGGUUCCCAGUCAAAUCUUAGCUACCAGAAAUGAUGUAUAUGUGAGCAUUUGGUGAGCAUGGCUUCCCAUUGUCGUGAUUGAAUCGUGUUUAGCAGGAAAAGAAUAAAAGGAAAAAGAAAGGGGAAAAAACCAGACUUGCCAUUUAGAGAGAAUUAUACACUGGAAUUGUACAUUCAGUUAAUAAAUAUGCCAUUGAAUGGAUGAUUGUUUCAUUUA